Musca vetustissima is the source of this 627-nucleotide messenger RNA. RefSeq names its product farnesol dehydrogenase-like. The annotation marks the transcript as partial. Lineage: Eukaryota; Metazoa; Arthropoda; Insecta; Diptera; Muscidae. The transcript has a single exon. The record is from RefSeq and is a predicted model, not a curated record.
AUAUCAAUGUAAAACAAACAGCCGAUAGUUAUUAGUUUGCAAAAAUUAUUCAAUAUGGAACGUUGGCAAAAUAAAGUAGCUGUGGUGACCGGUGCUAGUUCGGGUAUUGGUGCUGCUGCAGCCAAGGAUUUAGUUGCUGCCGGUGUUAAAGUCGUUGCAUUGGCCAGACGUAAGAAUCGCGUUGAAGAAAUCAUUGCCAGUUUGCCAACGGAACAGCAGUCGUUGUUAACCGCCAUAGAAUGUGAUGUCUCCAAAUUGGAAUCUGUCAAUAAGGCAUUCGAUGAAAUUGUUGCCAAAUUUGGUGGCAUAGAUAUUUUAAUUAAUAAUGCUGGUUGUACCUUGGAUGGACAAUUGGUUGCAAUGGACCCAGUGCAAUUGCAAAAUAUUUUGCAAACCAAUGUUAUGGGCAUUAUCUAUUGUACUCAGCGUGCCUUCAAAUCGAUGAAGGAACGUAAUGUCGAUGGUCAUGUUGUACUAAUCAAUAGUAUUUUGGGUCAUAAAGUGCCUGGUUCUUUUGGUCAAGUGCCUACAUCUAAUAUCUAUGCACCAUCGAAACAUGCUGUUACCGCUUUAACUGAAAUGUAUCGCCAAGAAUUCAGCGGUUUGGGUACCAAAGUGAAAAUCACA